AUGAAGAUUGGUGAAGGGAGAGGCAAGGCAAUGGAGUCCCGGAGUCAGGAGGCGGACAAGCUGUUUGAGAGUGCUCCGGAGUGUUUUCCUGAGGGCGGCCCCAUCCAGUGGGAGAGGACCACGGAGGUGGCCCCCGGCGCCACAAAGGAAAUGGUUUACCAACGGCAUCAGGACGUCGAGCAGAUUGGUUCGGGCCGGGUUCCGCCACCAGAUUACCCGGCCUACUCUUGGCCCUCCUCCGCCAAACAGCCACCCAAGUGUAGCGGUCCCAUAAGAAAGAAGCGCAGCUCUUGGUCUAUGGACGAACACAUAUUGUUCCUGGUGGGAGUGGAGAUACAUGGGAAGGGAGAAUGGAAGAAAAUAUCUGAAAACGUAGCGAGGACAAGAAGUGUAAUUCAGGUGGCAAGCCAUGCCAAAAAGUUCUAUAUAUCUUCGCCAAAGUAA
Molecule: messenger RNA, 444 nt
Organism: Neltuma alba
Lineage: Eukaryota; Viridiplantae; Streptophyta; Magnoliopsida; Fabales; Fabaceae
Product: transcription factor DIVARICATA-like
Exons: 2
Coding region: 1-444 (147 amino acids)
Biological process (GO): response to gibberellin; response to salicylic acid
Molecular function (GO): DNA binding
Source: RefSeq, a predicted model, not a curated record